GUUGUUCCCUCUUCAGGCAACUCUUAUUAUUGUUAUUUCAAGUAGUUCAUUCUGUGUCGAAUAAAGACAGAUAUUAUCACUACCUAUCUACUCACAUCUGAAUCUUCAGUCUUUCACCUGCCCUAGUCCUCAUACUACUCUUUUGGACAUGCAGGCUAUAUCGCUCGCCUUCCGCGGGGAGUCCCUAUAAUUCUCCACUCGGCCUCGAAGAUGAUCAGCCUCCAGUAUGUCGAGACCUCACACAUAUUCUUACGGCAAGGCAGAGUCGGACUCGGAAGAUGAUCUCAACUUGGACGAACUCGACCCCAUUACCCAAUCUUCAGCUCGCCUCAAUUCCUCCCAACGCGACCGUAAUCCUCCAGCAAACAUCCACCUCCAGAAAUUGAACAACUUUGGCUCCGGUCGUCUGUGGCGGUCCAAAGCCAAAGGAAAUGAUACAUCCUACCGAGACCCCGAUGAUGAUACCGAAGGCCUACUGGGACAUCGAAGAUGGUCCGACGACCGAGUUGGCUGGAAUGUCAGGCAAGACGCAAGGAAUACUGGCAAUCAUGCUGGGGGCUCGCCACACACCCACGAGCCCUCGUCUCGCCGUCCCAGCAUCCGCCAAAGCCUACAAUUGACUGAAUUUGUCAGACAGGAGUUAGCUGAUAUGCGUCAAGACCAAGAUCAAGGUUCUCAAGACUCACGUCAAGUCAUGGUCGGCCAAGCGCAGUCUAUCCGCUUCCCUCCCAACAUUGUGUCGAAUGCAAAAUAUACCGCAUGGUCCUUCCUUCCACGAACCCUGUACAACGAAUUUUCUUUCUUCCUGAACAUAUAUUUCCUCCUCGUCGCAUUGUCCCAGAUUAUCCCCUUUCUACGCAUUGGUGUCAUGUCAACCUACAUCGCUCCACUACUCUUUGUUCUGUCUAUCACCCUAGGAAAAGAGGCCAUGGACGAUAUUGCCCGUCGCCGACGCGAUGCCGAAGCCAAUUCCGAACCAUUCACUGUCUUGACCUUUCCCGAACCUACACGAAACCGAACCAUUGCCCAAGCAGAUGGUGUUGUCCCGGUCGUUAAAAAAUCGAGAGAUAUUAAAGUGGGAGAUAUUCUAAAGCUCGAAAAGAAUCAGCGAGUCCCGGCAGACGUCGUCGUUCUCCAGAGCCAUUUGACUGAGCUGCUGUCCGAUCCCUCCUCUAGAGACCCUAGCGACAUGACAGCUACUUCAUCCUCUCAAUCCACGGGAGAGACUUUCAUAAGAACUGACCAGCUUGAUGGCGAAACUGACUGGAAGCUUCGUCUCCCAAGCCCCCUAAGUCAGGAUCUGAAGUUGCAGGACCUCCGGAAGCUACGCAUUACAGCCGGCGCCCCAGACAAGAACGUACACGAAUUCGUGGGCAAACUCGAGUUUCUCACCAGCCCGGUUUCGGCAUAUGACCCUCAUACGUCACUGGGGAGCAGCCACGAUGAGACUGAUGAAGAUGCCCCUUCCACUUCCGCGAAUACAGCUCCUCUCACCAUCGACAACACGGCGUGGGCAAAUACCGUCCUCGCCUCCAGCACGACGACUUACUGCGCCGUUAUUUACACAGGUCGACAGACUCGCUCUGCUUUGUCAACUUCUCCUUCCCGCUCAAAGACCGGCCUUCUAGACAUAGAAGUCAACAAUCUCACCAAGAUUCUCUGCAUCAUGACGCUGACCUUGUCUAUCGUGCUGGUCGCACUCGAGAGCUUUGAGCCGUCCAACAAAAAGCCUUGGUACGUCGCCAUCAUGAUAUACCUCAUUCUCUUCUCAACCAUAAUCCCCAUCUCUCUUCGUGUGAACCUGGAUCUGGGGAAAACAGUCUACGCUUAUUUCAUCGAACACGACCGCGGUAUACCGGAUACAGUAGUUCGGACGAGUACCAUCCCCGAAGAUCUGGGUCGCAUCGAGUAUCUGCUGUCCGACAAGACAGGAACACUCACUCAGAAUGAGAUGCAGCUUCGAAAGAUUCAUGUGGGAACCGUGGCUUACGCAGGCGAGGCUAUCGAAGAGGUAGCUGCAUAUGUCGACCAGGCCUUUGCCGCAGACGGUUCCCAUGUUACGCGAGCCGCUGAGAUGGGCUCUGCCACCAAAACACGCCGCGAAAUCGGGGUCCGCGUCCGUGAUCUGGUCUUGGCUCUGGCCCUCUGCCACAACGUCACACCUACAUCAGACGAGGUGGACGGGAAGAAGGUCGGGUCCUACCAAGCAUCGUCUCCAGAUGAGAUUGCCAUCGUCGAGUUUACUGAGAGUGUCGGAUUACGCCUGUUGCACCGAAAUCGAGAGAGCAUAGUCUUGGAAUCGACCAAGACCAACAAAAUUGUCAUCAGGGCAGAGAUCAAAGACAUAUUUCCCUUCACCUCAGAGAGCAAAAGGAUGGGCAUCAUUGUCAGCAUCUCAUCAGAAGUUUCAGGUUUGAGUACCUCGGAUGAACUGUGGUUUUUUCAGAAAGGAGCAGAUACCGUCAUGUCGUCCAUCGUGGCUGCGAAUGACUGGCUCGACGAAGAAACUGCCAACAUGGCUCGCGAAGGACUCCGUACGCUUGUUGUGGGCCGAAAAAGGCUCUCUGCUACCCAAUAUGCCACCUUUUCGUCCGAAUAUAGCGAUGCUGCAAUCGCAUUGCACGAUCGUGAGAGGGGUAUGGCGUCGGUGAUCCAGUCACAUCUCGAGCACGAUUUAGAGCUCCUGGGGGUCACUGGGGUGGAAGACCGCCUACAAAAGGACGUGAAACCGUCGCUUGAGUUACUUCGCAAUGCAGGUGUUAAGAUCUGGAUGCUCACGGGCGACAAGAUCGAAACUGCUCGUUGUGUGGCGGUGUCGGCAAGGCUCGUCGCUCGUGGUCAGCACAUCCAGACAAUGGCCAAACUCAAGACCAAAGUACAAGGCCAGGCUGCACUCGAUCUCAUCCGAAAUCAAACAGAGUCCUGCCUUUUGAUAGACGGAGAAUCGCUUGCGCUCAUGCUCAGUCAGUUCCAGCAGGACUUCAUCACCAUUGCAGUUCUGUUGCCAGCUGUGAUUGCCUGCCGCUGUUCACCCACCCAGAAGGCGGAAGUUGCGCUGUUGAUCCGCAAGCAUACCAAAAAGCGAGUCUGUUGCAUUGGCGACGGGGGCAAUGAUGUGAGCAUGAUUCAAGCCGCUGACGUGGGAAUCGGCAUAGUGGGCAAAGAAGGUCGACAAGCGUCUUUGGCCGCCGACUUCAGCAUCUCUCAGUUCUGCCACCUGACAAAGUUGCUCGUGUGGCACGGCCGCAACAGCUACAAGCGGUCUGCCAAACUCGCACAGUUCAUCAUGCAUCGUGGUCUUAUCAUCAGUGUCUGCCAGACAGUGUACAACGUAGCAGGCCACUUUGACCCGAGGGGUUUAUUCAUCGAUUGGCUUCUGGUGGGGUAUGCGACCGUUUACACAAUGGCUCCCGUCUUCUCGUUGGUCUUUGAUCGAGACGUCGACGAGCAACUCGCAAACCUGUAUCCGGAACUGUACAAAGAGCUGAAGUCUGGACGAAGCUUGAGUUACCGGACCUUCUUCACCUGGGUGCUGGUGUCAGUCUAUCAAGGUAUUGUCAUUCAGGGUUUGACACAAAUCCUAGUGGGUGAAGUGGAGGGUCCACGGAUGCUGAGCGUCAGCUUCACCGUCCUGGUGUUGAACGAGUUGAUUAUGGUGGCUGUGGCGGUCACGACGUGGCACCCAAUCAUGAUCGCAUGUAUACUAGGGACUGCAGCCUUCUAUGCCGCUAGUGUCCCGUUCCUUGGUCUAUAUUUCGACCUCGAGUACGUGGUGAGCUGGAGUUGGGUCUGGAGAGUGGUUGCCGUCGGAGCCAUCAGUCUGGUGCCUGUAUGGGGUGGCAAAGUCAUUCGAGGCGUGUGGAAGCCACCGAAUUAUCGCAAAGUCCAGGGCAUCUAGGGUAAUGAUAGACAAUGAAAUGUCG
Messenger RNA from Exophiala mesophila, 3923 nucleotides. RefSeq lists its product as uncharacterized. Gene Ontology annotation, molecular function: ATP binding; ATP hydrolysis activity; magnesium ion binding. Lineage: Eukaryota; Fungi; Ascomycota; Eurotiomycetes; Chaetothyriales; Herpotrichiellaceae. The transcript has a single exon. Gene Ontology annotation, biological process: retrograde vesicle-mediated transport, Golgi to endoplasmic reticulum; endocytosis; phospholipid translocation. The record is from RefSeq and is a predicted model, not a curated record. The coding region runs from base 227 to 3898 and encodes 1223 amino acids. Gene Ontology annotation, cellular component: trans-Golgi network; endosome; plasma membrane.